Messenger RNA from Triplophysa rosa, 3170 nucleotides. Its product is annotated as growth hormone receptor-like. Lineage: Eukaryota; Metazoa; Chordata; Actinopteri; Cypriniformes; Nemacheilidae. Bases 1 to 954 code for a protein of 317 amino acids. The record is from RefSeq and is a predicted model, not a curated record. The transcript is spliced from 2 exons.
AUGUAUGUUGUGUCAAAGAAGAAUGGAAAGUUAGACCAGCUUAAUUCCUUGCUGAGCAGUCAGGAGAUGUACAAGCCUGGCUCGUACCAUGAGGACCCAUGGGUGGAGUUCAUCCAACUGGACCUGGACGACCCCGCGGAGAAGAAUGAGAGUUCGGACACACAGCAUCUUCUGGGCCUGUCCCGCUCAGGUUCUUCUCACGUCAUCCAUUUCAAAAGCGACGAUGAUUCCGGCCGUGCCAGCUGCUACGACCCGGAGAUCCCGGAAGACAUGCUCACCGCUUCCCUUCUGCCUGGGUAUUCCGGUCGCGGAGACCAGCACCCUCUGGUUUCUAGGAGCAGCUCGUCCACCCCGAGCCUUACUGCUCUUCAAACAUCUGAGGGGGCGGAGACACCUAUUAAACCCACUACACCAAGUUGGGCGAACAUGGACUUCUACGCCCAAGUAAGCGAUUUCACACCUGCGGGAGAGGUGGUACUCUCACCCGGGCAACUAAACAGCCCUCCGGAGAAAAAGAAAGAGGACGACAAGAAAAUCAAAGACGACGUGAAAAUACAAUUCCAGCUUCUUUCCGACGGAGCUUAUACCUCGGAGAACACCGCGAGGCAGCUUGCCGCCGAUGUGCCGUCCAACCCUGGACCCAAUCAGGGGUACCAAACAUUCCCACCUCAGGCUGUUGAAGGAAACCACGGCUGGAACGUAGAGUACCUGGCUCCUGUGGACGUCUCCCAGAUGCCGUACCUUCUGCCUGUAGCUCCACCAGCCUCAAUACUGCCACCGGUGUCAGACUAUACAGUAGUGCAAGAGGUGGACGGCCAGCGCAGCCUCCUCCUUAACCCUUCUACCCCACAGACAUCAGUGUGCACACACAGCCCAAACAAACAGCUCCCUGCCAUGCCAAACAUGCCCAUGGGGUAUCUCACGCCCGACCUCCUGGGGACCCUGACCCCGUGAAGUCACGCAAGUCAUCGCUUGAUGAUGUUCUACCUUCUGACUGCUGGAAGCCAAAGUUGCAGCAAUGAUGGGACAGAAAUUCCAUCGCGCUUGCUGCGGGAUUCUGCUAAUGUUUCUAGGCUUUUCUCUGCUGUAGGCUGUAAAGACGAUGAAGCCAAAAGCGUUUCUUCUCUGUUGGCUGUUUUGAAGCAUAGUAGUGCCUGAAGCUUGCUUGCCGGGAGAGUUUAAACACAUUAUCAAUAUAAAAUCAAUGACGUUGCACAGAAAAAACAAGUCAAUACAGAAUAUGCUGGCUUACUUUAUCAGAACAAUUUUUAAGAUGUGUUUGUCAUAAUACAUUGACAGAGAUCUAGAGCUGUGGCAUUAUAAAAUAGAUUUAAACAGAUUUAGAUAAAAGCAGACAUAUCUUUAGAUAAAACUGUUUACACAGAGGUAAAAAGACUUUUAUUUUAUUUUGAUUUAGCGUCCCAGCUGUAUAUGGAAUGUUAUAUUUGGAAAAAUCUAUCGCAUUAUUUCAGGGUUGCUUAAUUUUUUUGGUCUGGCCAAGUGAGCAAAUUAUGCCCUGACAGAAGAUGAGUCAUCCUUUGGACGACGCCAUAUUUUUUCCGACUGAAAUUUCUGAACAGCCUUGAUGUUGUUACGAGAACCAGCAUUGUCAGAUUUAUGGAAGCCAUUUUGAGCGCUUGAACAAUCUUGCUCAUUUUAACCAGCUCAUGUAACUACAACGGCCAGAUGUCUAAACGGUGGAGUUUCAUACUUUUCUUAAACAUCACUGUAUAUGGCUGUGAUAUUCUGCGAUCCUUAGAAAAUAUUGUGAACUUGUGAUGAUAUAAGCCCAGUGAACGUGUCAUUACCUAGUUGACCUUUCUGCUGUUUGUCUUGUGGGUUUUGCUUGUUUAGAAGCAAGCAAAUAACACUCUUUAUUUGUAUUAAUGUGUCCGGGGAAAUGUUGACAACACUAAGUGCUUGUAGGGUGUAGCCUUUGCUGUGCCAUGCAAACCGUAUGGCAGAUUUUCGAAUGUUACCUUUGUACAGCAGUUUUAUAUCGAUGAAGACAGUUCUCUUACACUACAUACAUUUACAAUGGGAGUUACAUUGCCAACAAGCUGGGAUAGAAGUGCCAAAUUUUUGUACUGGUUUUAAUGGACUUUAGGGUCUCAAAUUGUUGCCUGGACAAUUUAUUCAACAACAUGUAUAUAGCAUCAUGUAAUGCACCACAGCCUCUACAUGUGGCAAAAAGCUGCUUUUGACUAGUUAUUUUAUAAAAUCAUGCAUUGUAAUAUAUAAUGAAUAAUAACUGGAGAGUCAAAAAAUAUUUUUAUUCAAAAUUAUAGAAUGGUUUACUUUUUAAGUUACACAGUAGAAGCAUAGCCCACAGAUUUCUCACAAAUGUAAUUCUAUGCUGUUUGUUUGUAUAGAAAAGUGCUGGUUGGUUGUUAUAUAGAUGAGCUUACUUUGAGCACUUUUGUGACUUGUACAUGUUCUCUGUUUUUAGAGAAAAACAAUGGAGUUAUAUGAUGGUGAAAUGGCAGCCAUGGGGACUAUAAACUCAGUUGGUCCUGGCUGUGCAAAUGAUGCUUGAAUCCUGGAUCCUACCUUGUUUUAGGUGUCUCUUGUACAUUUUCCUACAUUGCCUUUCAAAACACUUUAAAGGGGACAGAUUGCCAAAUUUAAAUCCCAUAUUUUUUGGUUCUUGACCUGUGGUUGGCUUUGCUAUGUAGACCACAAGAUCUGUGUUUUGCGAUCUCUGGUCAGAUCUUGAGUAUGUGAAUGGUCUAAAAUUUGCAUGUUUAAGCUAGAGGGAUAGUUCACCAAAAAAACAAGAUAUUUUGAGAAAUUACUCUGUGGUUUUGUGUCCAGACAAUGGCAGUAAAUGGGGGCCAAUAGUGUUUGGUUACCAACGUUCUUCAAAAUAUCCUCUUUUGUGUUCUGCAGAAGAAGGAAAGUCAUAAAGGUUUGAAAUGGCAUGAGGGUGCGUAAAUGAUGAAAGAAUUGUUUUUUUUGUGAUAACUAUUCCUAUAAAGAAGUCCACGAAGAAGUUUUUCUUUAAUCUUUCUUUAAAUUUCUUUUGGAAGGCAAUGUGUGUGUUUUCAUAAUAACAGCUCAGGCUAAUCAAAUGUAUUGUCUGAUUUAAUCAUUUAUUUUUUACGACUCUGGUGUUUCAUUGCAGUGUCGUAGAAUGGAGUAAAUUGUCACUUAAUUGCAUGCUAAGCCUC